AUUCCCCAAUAAAGCGCUGUCAGAAGAACUCCGGUUGCCGCGUCUUCCUUGCUGGCGAGGCGGGCGCGACACAGUGCGAUUAGAGAGCUGUGAGUUGGGGUUCUACAGCACACAGAGAGACUCCUAGAAAGUAUUAUAGAACAAAUGUCUGGCCUGUCGUGGAUGGUUCUUGGUUGGUCAUACGGGGUUUGGGCUGUGUGCAGAAAAAUGACCAAAUCCAAGCAGCUUCCGAGAUUAUGACCACAUGGGGCCACUGAGCUGUGGAUCUGAGUCAUGGGGUCAGGGGAAGAGGAAAAAAUGGCAGGGAGGAUGAUGUCACUGCCCAUAAACUUAUCCUCUGAGUGGGUGGUGACUUCUCAUUGCUGUCCUUUUCCCACAUCCCCAGGGCGGGAGUGAUAGGGAAGUCCAUUAGCAAAAGGAGAAGGGUACAGACAGGGCAUGGGGGAAGGGGAAAGGAGUGAGGACUGGUCCAUGUGAUCUUUGAGAAAUAUCCUUUAGUCUGUUGGCUCAGAAUGGACCCCACACCUGGGAGAGGGCCACAUGCAGUAUUAUGCAGCCCUUGCCUGCCGCCCCGUUCUGCCACCCUGCAGCGUGCCUGAUAGGAGCGCGGGGCUUUUGGUUUUGGGGGUAGGCCUGUGCUGGAUGCUUCAUAGACAUCGUGUCAUUGAAUCGUCAUAGUCCUAUGAGAUAGAGAGUCCUCAGUACCACUGUGCAGAUGGGGAAACUGAGAUCUAGAAAGGGCAAGUCACAGCCAAAGACGCAGGCGGGCAAACCGUGGAGCCGGGCUGUUGUCUGCCUCCAGAACUGGCUCUCUCUGCCACUCUGGAGGCAGGAGCAGGUUUUACUUGUCAUUCUAGAACCUGAUUAAAGCAUGCUAAGGGUCCCCACAGGGAGGCAGAAGGACUCUGGGGAGCUGGGGAGAGGGCAGGCCUCACCUGGGUGACCCUGAGACCAGUGGUCUUCACAGAGCGAUUGCGGCCUUUGCCAAGAGUUCUUGCCCUUCCUUACACUGGUGCCUCCGGGGUCCCUCCAGAUCUGGCCAGUGCUCCUGGCCAGCUGCCCCCAUUCUCCAUCAUUCUCUUUGUGGACUGGAGAAUGGAGGCCUUCUCCGCACCUCCGGUGUGGCGGGCGUUGGCCUUCCCUGGGCAGAGGGGGUGUGGGUGUCGGAGGGAAUCCACAGGAACUGAGGCGAGAAGCGUUCUUUCUUGGCAGCCUUGGAACAGGGAGAGAUACUAUGUCUAGGAGGCAGGGGUUCCAGGUCACCCUAAAAUUAAUGCAGGCUCCUAGGAGCGCGCCCCACGCGGGAGACACUGGAAUGUGUGUUUGUGGGGGAGGCCAUGUGCCGGGCGGCACGGUUCCGGCAGGACUGGAGCCCAGGGUGCUGGAGCUGUCACCUGGCCUCUGGGAAGGGGAAGGAGGAGAUGACCCCUGGAAUGAGCCAGACCCAGUGAUGGAGUCGAGUUGUGCAGUUGCUGCUUUGGAGCUGGGGGGCGGGCGCGGCUCUGGGUGGAAAGAGGGGCACAGAGAGUACUGGUCCGUGAGACCAGUGUAUGGCCUCACAGAGGAACUCUGAGCCAGGGAGAGUGGGUGGGGGGAAAUGGGAGGCCAGUGCAGAGGGGCCCAGGGGGCCUCGUCCCCAUGCCUAUGGCAGUAAUAACGUUUUGGUGCUAGGCCCUUUCCUUUCUCUCUCUGCUGUCUUAUUUUAUUCUUACAGUAGCCCUGUGGGGUUGGGAUUGUCACCCCCGUUUUGGAGAUGUCUUAAACAGGUUACGUCAUUUACACUUGGUCACAUGUUUAGCAAGACUUCUGUGUCAGAAUUUGAACCCAGGACUGCCUGCUCCUAGCCCAUGCUGUGCCCUGGCAGGCAAGGUGGCCUGGGAGUUCCAUGUAACAGUGGAGGGAUCCAGGCCUGGGGGUGCUCAUCAGCUGGCUCUUAGCAUCUCUGCUGGUGACUAAGGACUUGAACAGCCAGCCUCACCUGUGUGGCUCAGAUUCCCAUCUGUACCAUGGGCGUGGGGAUUGGGACUGGACCAGCGGAGCUCCAAGAGGCCUACAAGCUCUGAGGACUGGCGGAGGCUGCUACACUCCGGAGAGAGAAUCCCUGGGAGAGCCAGAGGGGUCUGGCGCGUAGGGGCAGCCUUCCCCUACGGAGAGCCCAGCUGUCAGCUGCCCCACAGGAAGAUGCUGCGUGGACGCGGCAGGCCCGGCAUGGCCGUGCACGUGGGUGCAGCCCUUGGAGUGCUGUGCCUCUGCCUCACAGGAGCUGUGGAGGUCCAGGUCCCCGAAGACCCGGUGGUGGCCCUGGUGGGCACUGACGCCACCCUGCGCUGCUCCUUCUCCCCCGAGCCGGGCUUCAGCCUGGCGCAGCUCAACCUCAUCUGGCAGCUGACGGACACCAAACAGCUGGUGCACAGCUUCGCCGAGGGCCGGGACCAGGGCAGCGCCUACGCCAACCGCACAGCGCUCUUCCCCGACCUGCUGGCUCAGGGCAACGCGUCCCUGCGGCUGCAGCGCGUGCGCGUGGCGGACGAGGGCAGCUUCACCUGCUUCGUGAGCAUCCGGGACUUCGGCAGUGCUGCGGUCAGCCUGCAGGUGGCCGCACCCUACUCGAAGCCCAGCAUGACCCUGGAGCCCAACAAGGACCUGCGGCCUGGGGACAUGGUGACCAUCACGUGCUCCAGCUACCGGGGCUACCCCGAGGCCGAGGUGUUCUGGCAGGAUGGGCAGGGUGCGCCGUUGACCGGCAACGUGACCACGUCGCAGAUGGCCAACGAGCAGGGCUUGUUCGACGUGCACAGCGUCCUGAGGGUGGUGCUGGGCGCCAAUGGCACCUACAGCUGCCUGGUGCGCAACCCGGUGCUGCGGCAGGACGCACAUGGCUCCGUCACCAUCACACCGCAUAGAAGCCCCACAGGAGCUGUGGAGGUCCAGGUCCCCGAAGACCCGGUGGUGGCCCUGGUGGGCACUGACGCCACCCUGCGCUGCUCCUUCUCCCCCGAGCCGGGCUUCAGCCUGGCGCAGCUCAACCUCAUCUGGCAGCUGACGGACACCAAACAGCUGGUGCACAGCUUCGCCGAGGGCCGGGACCAGGGCAGCGCCUACGCCAACCGCACAGCGCUCUUCCCCGACCUGCUGGCUCAGGGCAACGCGUCCCUGCGGCUGCAGCGGGUGCGCGUGGCGGACGAGGGCAGCUUCACCUGCUUCGUGAGCAUCCGGGACUUCGGCAGUGCUGCGGUCAGCCUGCAGGUGGCCGCACCCUACUCGAAGCCCAGCAUGACCCUGGAGCCCAACAAGGACCUGCGGCCUGGGGACAUGGUGACCAUCACGUGCUCCAGCUACCGGGGCUACCCCGAGGCCGAGGUGUUCUGGCAGGAUGGGCAGGGUGCGCCGUUGACCGGCAACGUGACCACGUCGCAGAUGGCCAACGAGCAGGGCUUGUUCGACGUGCACAGCGUCCUGAGGGUGGUGCUGGGCGCCAAUGGCACCUACAGCUGCCUGGUGCGCAACCCGGUGCUGCGGCAGGACGCACAUGGCUCCGUCACCAUCACAGGGCAGCCCGUGGCAUUCCCCCCCGAGGCCCUGUGGGUGACCGUGGGGCUGUCCGUCUGUCUCGCCGCACUGCUGGUGGCCCUGGCCGUCGUGUGCUGGAGAAAGAUCAGACAGAGCUGUGAGGAGGAGAAUGCAGGAGCUGAGGACCAGGAUGGGGAGGGAGAAGGCUCCAAGACAGCCCUGCAGCCUCUGAAGCACUCCGAAAGCAAAGAAGAUGAUGGACAAGAAAUAGUCUGACCACAGGGACCAGGGAGCUGCUGCCUCCUGCCUGGGUGCACUGCGGCCUCGGUGUGAGCCCUGCCCCCAACAGAUGGGUCCCGCUCUGGCAGGUGUGCUUGUUCUCCAAAGGAUGUGACACGCAGGCCACCCUGCAGCCUUACUUCUCAGUGGACGCGAUUCCCAAGUCAUCCUGCUGCUUGUUUCUUAGGGACGCAGCACACAGACCACCC
Molecule: messenger RNA, 3998 nt
Organism: Microcebus murinus (gray mouse lemur)
Lineage: Eukaryota; Metazoa; Chordata; Mammalia; Primates; Cheirogaleidae
Gene: CD276
Product: CD276 molecule
Biological process (GO): regulation of cytokine production; T cell receptor signaling pathway
Cellular component (GO): external side of plasma membrane
Molecular function (GO): signaling receptor binding
Source: RefSeq, a predicted model, not a curated record